CAUCAGCAUCGCCCAUCAGCCACAGAGCGGCGGCGGCAGCGUCUAAAUAUAAUCAUUUUUAUUUGUGAUUUAUUUAAUCAACAUCUCACCCAGAGGCCAACCCGAGAGAUUGGCGACUGCGGGGGCGGUGCGACAACGAGAUAGAUGGAAAAUAUCAAAGAAAAAAGCGGCAAAUUGCUCUUGAAAGUGAAGGAAAUUGCACAGAAAGUGCAGCAAAGUGCUUGCUUAUCGGUUAUCGGUGAUUGAAUCAAUCAGCCUGUUGAUAUUAAAAUGCCAAAAGUGCUGCUGGUGAAUGGCGACUGAUUAGAGAAGUGCGGAAGUCGUGUGUUGAAAAGGGAAGGAGGCUCUUACAGAGGAUUACGUCUGAGAUAGCACAAUCCCGUUGAAGUAAUGACACGAAAAUUUGACUAAAUAAAUCGGAAAAAUCGGUAAUCGCCCUAAUUGCUAUCGGUUAUCGGAUAAAGUGUAUCUUGGCUUUAUUUUGCCAGAAAAGCAUGAUUGUAAAAUAUUUUAAUCAGUGUUCGCUUUAAGCGCUUAUCGGAUAUUGUUUUUAUCAGUGGCCGAAACUUCCUUAAGUGCGUUUAUGCCCAAAUGGGCGAAUGGAAAGUGAAAUAAUCAGUGUAAAACAUGGCCCAAAAAUGAUUUUGUAAUCGGCAAUCGCUUAAAUCAACAGUCUCAUACGAAAUUGAUGUUGCUGCCGCUGCUAUCGCUUAUCGGUAUUCGCUAUUUGGUAUUUGGUAUUGGUGAAAUCAGCCCGGCCGCGCGUCGAGCUGUCUUUGCUGUCGGCGCAUUCGUUUUGGCCAAACAUUUUAACCACAACAAAUUGUUAUGCGUUAUGUGGACGCUGAUGUUGCUGCAUUAGCUGGCCAUUAUGCAAUAUGCCGCAGUUUGAUGAAUCUUUUUUGAGCGACUGCGCGCUGGCCGACCGCUGGCGUUUCUACUCGUACACGGUCAAGCAAUUGCCUCCAAAUCUGACUGCCAGUCCGAAUCAUGGACACCAUCAUCACCACCAGCGCCAUCGGUGUCUGUGGAAGACACAGCGGCAGUCGUGGUCGCCGCGCGACGACAACAACAACCACAGCAAUCGCAGUCCAAGCAGCAACAGCAACAGCAGCACCUGCAACAUCAGUACCGGCAACACGUUGCAUAGCAUCAAAUUCCACAGACGUCGCAAGCACAAAAAGCUGGCACGAUUGGCGCUAUCAACGCCAGCGAUUCCACAGCAGAUGGAUGUGGAUGUGGAUGUGGAUGUGGAUGUGGAUAUGGCUGGGGCCGUGGAUAGGGAGUUCGAUAUGGAGAUGGACACACCUGUGCCGCUCAAGAAUGCGGUGUGCCACGGCAGCAUCAGUUCUCCGUCCACGCCCGGCACCUGUUCCAGUGGCAUCGGAGUGGGCGGUGGCGGUUGCAGCAGCAGCAGCAACAACAGCAUCAACAGCGGCGGCUACUCCGCCGCGUGCACCCCGCCACCACCCACGCACCACCAUCACGGGCAGCUUCAGCAGCAGCAGGGAACGCCUGGAGGAUCUAGUCGGGUCGGAGGAGUGGGAGGAGGGAGUGGAGUGCCGCCGGCACCACCCAGCGCCGGGUCGUCGGGCCACAAAAACAGCCUAAAGGGCACCAAGCUAGCGCGCCGGGCGCGCUCCUUCAAGGACGACCUCAUCGAGAAGAUCUCCCUGAUGCGGACCACCAACAACACCCUGGGUCGCUCCCACUCGCCGCACAGUCCGCGCACCAAGCACGGCUCGAAGGCGCCGCCCACCACCGAGGAGGUGCAGCGCUCCACCCAGACGCUGGAGACGCACGUCAAGGACAUUUCGAAUGCGCUGAAGCACUUCCGGGAUGUCAUACUCAAGAAGAAGUUGGAGGUGUUGCCGGGCAACGGCACGGUCAUUCUGGAAACCAUUGCCAGCAUGUACUCCGUGAUCCAAACGUACACCCUGAAUGAAAAUAGUGCCAUCAUGAGCGGAGCCACGCAGCAGGUUUACCAGAGCCUGGGCAAGCUUAUCAAACUCUGCGACGAGGUGAUGCUCUCCGAGGAGAGCGGCGAGUGCGCCUCCCUGAGCAACAAGAAUGUGCGGGAGGUCAUUGAUCUUCUGGAGGAUGCCGUGCGGAAUCUCGUUACGCUGGCGCAGGGCAAGCUGAAGGAGCAGGAUCAGUGCGCCUUUCGCUAUAGCGGCUCUGGCUUGGGCGGCAUCGGAGCUGCGGCCGAGAUCAUGGGCAAGGUCACCGCCUCGCCGGGAGUCAUGAGUCAUGUGCCGGGCACGGGCAUUAUGCGCGUCUCAGUCGCCGACUCGAUUGGCCAGCGCACUUCGUUGCCGGACAUAGCGCUCACACCCAAGGAGCGCGACAUUCUGGAGCAGCACAAUGUCAACCCCAUGCGCGGCUCCCAUAGCACCGAAAGCAUCCUGCGCGACACGAGUCCACCGCCAAAGCCACCGCUACCCAAUCGAGCCAGUAAUCCGCCGCCUCUGCCCCCCAAGCGACGCAGUCAGCCCGUGGCACCACCGGGCGCCGGGCCACUGGGCUCCUCUUCGUCGACAUCCACCUCCAAUCAGGCCAGCCCGCUGCCCUACGGCCAGUCGACAAAUAUCAGCAUCAACUCGGACCUGGACUGCAACAUCUCGCUGCUAAACUAUGGCGUGGAUCGCCUAUCAGUGAGGUCGCGGUCCCCGGACGAGAAUAGUCAGUGCUCCUUUGACUCGGCGUUGAAUCACUCGCGGGAGGAGGAGGACCACCACCACCACCAACAACAGCAGCAGCAGCAGCUGAGGCCGUUUCCAAAGAUACCGGGCAUGCUGGACGAGGACAUGGACAAGCUGGUCAGCUACAGCGCCGCCAUGGAGGACAAAGUACAGGCACCCCAACCGAUCGGUGGUGGUGCUGGUAUGGGUGGAGGAGUUGCUAGUGCCAAUGCUGGUGCUGGCGCAACUGGAGGAGCUGGAGCAGCUGGAGCAGCCGAGGGCGGAGCUGCUGCAGCGGCUGGUGGCGGGGAGACUAACAGCAAUCGCCACUCAAACGAAUCGGGUUUCGUCUCGAUGCGCGAGUUCCAGAGUGUGCACUCCUCCACGAAGUCCUCCAGCAGCAAUUCGGACAUUGCGAUAUCGACGGCGGUGGGCAGCAGCAUCCAGUACCAGCAGAUUAGCCAGUCUGUGUCGCACAGUCAGCGGCAGAUCUCGUCGAGCAGCAGCAGCUGCACCGCCACCAGCUGCACAACCAACAGCAGCAGCAGCGCCACCACCAGCACCGGCUAUGGCAGCACCACCAGCGAACUGGAGCAGCAGCACCAGACGACGUCGACGACGAGUGCGUUGGUGGUGGCGGCGGAUCUGGCGCCCGCCCUGCCGCCGAAGAGCGUCCAGAGGAGCAGUCUAACCCGCCACGAGUCGACCGGGGCCGGCGAUGAGCUGGACGAGGCGCAGUCCUCCUCCUCCGGCUGGGCCAGCCACCGGAGCAGCCAGUCGGAGAUGCCCGAGAUGCGGCAGCUGUCGCCGCACCACCACCUCAUGGGCCAUCAGCACAGUGCCAUCUGCAGCAGUCAGCUGCAGCACUGGCCCUCGAAGCACCACAGCCUGAUCGAGGGCACCGGCAGCUGCGGCGCCUUCGACCAGCGCCACUUGGCGGACCAGGAGCCGCCGCCGCUGCCCAUGAAGAAGAAGCACAUGUUUCAAAGUGUGGCCUUUUCGGUUCUGGCCUACAUGGAGAUCUGCUCGGCGUCCACGCGGUCCAUCGAGCAGCACCGCCACACGGUGCAUGCCUACAACAUCAGUCGCAACCUCACGCAGAGCCAGACCAUGAACAUCAUGUCCGUGAGCAAGGAGCUGUCGCCGGAGCUGGAGAUGCCGCCCGCCCUGCCGCCAAAGAACUACAAGCAGCGCAUGGCGACAAACAUGGGAUCGUCGCCCUCGCUGCAGCCCAUUAUUGUGACCACGCCGCCGCCGAGUCCGAAGCCGACGCUGGCCGAGAACGGGUCGAUGGGCAGGCCGGACAGCCGUAUGGCCACCGUUUGCGAGGAGCUGCACGAUGGUUUGGCCAGCGAGGACGCGAUGCCGGAGCUCAGGUCGCCCGUGCUGGACAGCAAUGAGAAUGUUAGCGCCAUCGACGACGGCCAGACCUUCUACUGCCACUCGCAUCAGCUCCCCGGCGAGGUGGGCGUGGGCGAGGACGUGGAGAGUGUCGGUCAGCCGAUUAGCACACCCCAAUUGCUCGAGGAGGAGCAAACGGUGGUGCCUCUGCCAGGAGUCGCUGGCGACGAGGCUGUCAAGCCAGAGGAGGCCGCCGCCGACGAGGAGGUGGGGGAGGAGAUGCUGAUCAACAUGCUGGAGGAGGUCAACAUCACACGGUACCUGAUACUCAAGAAGAGGGAGGAGGACGGGCCCGAUGUGAAGGGUGGCCACAUCGACGCCCUCAUCGUGCACGCCAGCCGUGUCCAGAAGGUCGCCGACAAUGCAUUCUGCGAGGCCUUCAUCACCACCUUCCGCACCUUCAUCCAGCCGAUCGACGUGAUCGAGAAGCUGACCCAUCGCUACACAUACUUCUUCUGUCAAGUGCAGGACAACAAGCAGAAGGCCGCCAAGGAGACCUUUGCGCUGCUGGUCCGAGUCGUCAACGAUCUAACGUUGACGGAUCUCACCAGCCAGCUGCUGAGCCUGCUGGUUGAGUUUGUCUAUCAGUUGAUUUGCUCUGGCCAGCUCUACCCGGCCAAGUUGCUGCGCAACAAGUUCGUGGAGAAGGUGACGCUGUACAAGGAGCCCAAGAUGUACGGCCUGAGCGGAGCUGAGUUGGGCGGAGCCGGUGGUGCAGCCGGAUCGGGUUUAGCCGGGAGUGGUGGAGGCAGUGCAGCCGGCGGAGGAGGCGGAGCAGGCAACCAGCCUAGCCUGCUGGACCUCAAGUCGCUGGAGAUCGCCGAACAGAUGACGCUGCUGGACGCCGAGCUGUUCACGAAGAUCGAGAUACCAGAAGUAUUACUAUUUGCCAAAGAUCAGUGCGAGGAGAAGUCGCCCAACCUCAACAAGUUCACCGAGCACUUCAACAAGAUGUCCUACUGGGCGCGCUCCAAGAUCCUGCGUCUGCAGGACGCCAAGGAGCGGGAGAAGCAUGUGAACAAGUUCAUCAAGAUCAUGAAGCACCUGCGCAAGAUGAACAACUACAACUCGUAUCUGGCGCUGCUGUCGGCCCUGGACUCGGGUCCCAUAAGAAGACUGGAGUGGCAAAAGGGCAUCACCGAAGAAGUGCGCUCGUUCUGCGCCCUCAUCGACUCCAGCUCCAGUUUUCGGGCCUAUCGCCAGGCCCUGGCCGAAACCAAUCCGCCCUGCAUACCCUAUAUCGGCCUGAUUCUGCAGGACCUGACGUUCGUGCAUGUGGGCAACCAGGACUACCUGUCCAAGGGCGUCAUAAACUUCUCUAAGCGCUGGCAGCAGUACAACAUAAUCGACAACAUGAAACGUUUUAAGAAAUGUGCCUAUCCAUUUCGACGCAACGAGCGCAUCAUACGCUUCUUCGAUAACUUCAAGGACUUUAUGGGCGAGGAGGAGAUGUGGCAGAUAUCCGAGAAGAUCAAGCCGCGCGGCCGUCGCCCAGUUAACUAGUAGUCUUCAGCAGCAACAGCAGAACACCAAUAUUAUAUAUUACAGAAUAUAUACGUAUACAAAACAUUAAUUAAACAGUGCAAACGGUUGCCACGUCUGGGAGAAGCAUCAUCGGGAGCAGCCGACAACUAUUCUAAUGGGUCUGAGCAAUAAUGUUCGCUAUUCUCUGUCUAUAUAUAUACAAUUAUACAAGAUAUCUAGCUAUAGUUACCAGCCGACGCCGGGUCGGAAAUACAUAUACUUACAUAAGAUAUAGCGAUUCAAAAACGGAUGCGGAUGCGGACACCCGUAGCCGCAGCCGCAGCCGCGUACAAAUACGAGCCGAUCUGUAGUUUAACUAUUAAGCUCUAGACAGCUAAACUCCCCACCAAUAAUCGAGUCCCUAUCUACAGGUCCCAAGAGUUUUCACGGACUUUUGCCAGCACUAGAACACCAACUUAAGACCACCAGAGACAACCAAUCAGCAGAGAAAUCAGCAACUUUCGCUUUUGUUUUGAGAUCUCUUUUUACACAAGAACACAACGAAUUUUUGGAAAGCGAGCUACGCGCACGUGGGCGUAGAGGCCAACCGACAUCUAUAUUCGACUUCGAAGAUACUUGUAGCGUAUCUCGGACUCUGAAUCGAUGCAAUCCACGAGCAGGACACCAAGCGAAAGCCACCAAGCACAAAGCGCGUAUAUGCAACUCUCUCAAGCAACCAAUAUUAAAUACCCUGUGUGUUAGAAGUUACUGAAAAGGAAAAUGAAAAUCAACUCGAAACCCCGAAAGCGAAUUCGGAUUUCAGAGUGCGGAAAAACAGAAAAACAGAAACCAGAAGCGGUGUCGAUCAAAUCAAUCAAAAAUCAAAUCAAUCAUUUCGCGACUCAAUUAAUCGAAGCAACUUUUAAAGUUACAAAAAAAGAAACAAAAGAAAAACGAAAAGAUAACCCACGGGAGAUUACCUAAAUUCAAUUUGCUUUUAAAUGUACGACUAACAUAAACAACAUAUUUAUGGGCAUGUAAUAAUAGUUCUAAAUAAAGCUUUUGACUCCUCCUUUCGAUUCUGCAAGGAAUAAAUUUAUUGAUACUGAUAUUGCGUGUAAAAACAUUAAGCUAGAGACUAUUCUGGAGCAGAGUGAAAGCUGAAUGAAAGCGAAACUGAAUCGACCUCAGUUGCUUUUACUAGGCAGCGCGCUGUCUCGUCUGAAAACAUUGUCUUCUUAUUUAGCAAUGGGAAAAGAAAAAAGGCUGCUUACUUGAAGAAUUUAAUUCCCGGUCACCAUAGCCAUUUACUAUACUAGAGAGUGAAUAUUCAUUUGUGUUAAGUGAGUUCGGUCCUCUUUUUGCUGCCGCUUCCGCUGCCGCUGGCGCAUAAAUUAUGUUUACUAAGCUAACGACCUAAGGAUAACACUGUAUUCGUUUUUUUCUCCUAUUUUUAACUAAAUACUUUGUAUAUGUAGAGAAAAUUUUCAAUUGUAAAUGUAUUUGUAACUAAAUGUUAUGCGUGUACUCGUAAGAAGAAUGAAAAUAGCUACCACAAUCAAUGUAUUUUUCCUUUAA
Molecule: messenger RNA, 7124 nt
Organism: Drosophila biarmipes
Lineage: Eukaryota; Metazoa; Arthropoda; Insecta; Diptera; Drosophilidae
Gene: C3G
Product: guanine nucleotide-releasing factor 2
Exons: 15
Coding region: 879-5585 (1568 amino acids)
Biological process (GO): positive regulation of GTPase activity; Ras protein signal transduction
Cellular component (GO): plasma membrane
Molecular function (GO): guanyl-nucleotide exchange factor activity
Source: RefSeq, a predicted model, not a curated record